CGACACCCCCCUUCGCGACGAAUCUUAUAUCCAGCUCGACUUCGCUUCCUCGUCGACCUGAAUUCUCGCAAAAAUGGCUACCGAGUUGACCGUCCAGUCGGAACGUGCGUUCCAGAAGCAGCCUCACAUCUUCCUCAACUCCAAGACCAAGGCGAAGAGCAAGAAGGUCGGCCAGACCCGGAGAUGGUACAAGGAUGUCGGUCUGGGAUUCCGUACUCCCAAGACUGCCAUUGAGGGCAGCUACAUCGACAAGAAGUGCCCCUUCACCGGUAUGGUCUCCAUCCGUGGUCGUAUCCUGACCGGCCGUGUCGUCUCUACCAAGAUGCACCGUACCAUCAUCAUCCGCCGUGAAUACCUCCACUACGUCCCCAAGUACAACCGUUACGAGAAGAGACACAAGAACCUUGCCGCUCACGUCUCUCCCGCUUUCCGUGUUGAGGAGGGUGACUGGGUCACCGUCGGCCAGUGCCGUCCUCUGAGCAAGACUGUCCGCUUCAACGUCCUGCGUGUCCUGCCCCGUACCGGCAAGGCCGUCAAGUCGUUCAACAAGUUCUAAACGUCGAUAAUGGAUGAAGGGGGUGUUCACAUGGAAAAUAAAACCUAGGGCAGCGGCGUGACUGGAUAUAAGCGAAAUGAUCUGGCGGGUUGGGAUUGUUUUAACGAUUCUAUGUCCCGGGUACCCUCCUGCAGGAAAUAUCCAAUACAAAAAAAUUUGAUCCUCCUGUGUUACAUACAAUAUCUACAGCAGACCACGGAAUAAGGGAUUAUCACGCACGGCGGCUUUGGGAAUGGAAUUUUCUUGUCAUGACUUAGAAUCUGAUUUAUUCUCUCCUCGUAUCUAACGGCGGGAGGAGUAGAUAGAUACAUUGUCUUGUGUCCUUCACUCUGCUCCUUUGAAAGCGGCCUUCUGGAUCCUUUAACAGACCCAUCUCGAGCAUGCAAACCUGAGAGGUUCUGGCGAAGUCUCACUUUAGAAAACGCUUAAUCCUCUCGCGAUCUG
Aspergillus novofumigatus IBT 16806 is the source of this 1000-nucleotide messenger RNA. RefSeq names its product 40S ribosomal protein uS17. Gene Ontology annotation, molecular function: structural constituent of ribosome. Gene Ontology annotation, cellular component: cytosolic small ribosomal subunit; ribosome. The record is from RefSeq and is a predicted model, not a curated record. Bases 74 to 556 code for a protein of 160 amino acids. The transcript is spliced from 3 exons. Lineage: Eukaryota; Fungi; Ascomycota; Eurotiomycetes; Eurotiales; Aspergillaceae. Gene Ontology annotation, biological process: translation.